UUUUUAGAGCAGCGGGGUCUGCUUCAUGGAGACAGCAGUGCUCCUCCUGCCGUGUGGACGGAGAGUUGUUUCACUUUCUUCAGCCUGCUGCUAAACUUUUACCGGCGCUAACAGUAUGGACCCGCUAUGGACGGGCACCGGCGCUUCGGUACGGCAUGCAAAUACGUACUCUGACGUCGGCGAUCAUGUGGCUUUUGGCGUAGAUCCUCCUUGUGAUCGCCAAUUUUUUCUUUCCUGUCGCCUGUUGUCUGCUCGGUUAUUGGGCCGCCGCGAGAGUGCUUGAAACCGAUUCAGCGUGUUUGUCGGUUCAUCAGCGGCUUUGGGAUUGUACCGCACUACCUGAGCGUCGCGCCAAAACGUGGGCAGGUAGCAUCCUGUCAUGCAGUUCAAGGAAGUCAGCCAGCACUGGAGCUGACACUGUCAGUGAGCCCGGCCAACAUAACACUACAGGAGUCCCAUCUCUGCCAGACCUUUACCGCCUACUGUCCUCUUCUUCCUCCAGACACUAAUCUUACUCCGGGGGGAGACUAUUGUUUAGACUCCUUGGCUGCUAAUCCCAGUCUUACAAGCUGUCCAGUGCUUGCUACCUCGGGGCCUGUUUCUGUGUUCUUCUACUAGCAGUCCUCCUGACUGCACUUCAGCACCUUAGGUCGUCUUUUCAUAGAAGGCUUGCAUCCUGGAACUUAAGCCAUCGCCUCCUUUACAGCAUCGCUGGCCAAGCACAAGCACCAAGUAAGGGGAGGUGGCCACCAGGACAAACCCAGCAUUCACCACCGCCAUCAUGUCCAGUCGACGUAAGGCCUCCACUCCCUGUAUGAUCCGACCAGAGCAGACCAUGGUGGAGCUGGAUGAUGAAGCAGAAGACACUCAAAAUAUGGAGACAACAUCAGAGAAGCAUACCCAAGGGGGACCUACGGAUACCGAUUCAGCGCAAGCCGAGCAACCCAUGGACCUGGAUGUAAUGGAAAAGGCUUCUGACCCUCCCUUGGCUCCUGACAAACCUGCAGCUGAGCCACCAGACCUUUCUAAGCCUCAGCGCAGACAGCAAGGGGGGUAUGAGUGCAAAUACUGCCCCUUCUCCACCCAGAACCUGAACACUUUCAAAGAACACGUAGAUGCUAACCACCCAAAUGUCAUCCUCAACCCCCUCUACCUGUGCGCCGUCUGUAACUUCAACACAAAAAAGUUCGACACCCUGACGGAACACAACGAGAGGUGUCACCCAGGAGAGAGCAACUUCAAAUUUAAACGCAUCAAAAUGAACAAUCAGACAAUCUUAGAACAGACAAUAGAGGGGUGCAGUAACAACGCUGUCAUUUACAACACUUCUGGUGCCAUUUGUGGCAAAGGGGACGAACUCGGCACUCUGCCACUGAGCAAACCCACCACAGUCAAGGUCGGUAAACCAAAAAUAAUGACAUCAGAUAUCAAACGGACAGACUCCCAGUUGGGUAAAGUAAUCACUGAUCUCACCAAGAAACCAAUCACAGCUGUCAACGUGAAUGGGACAGUCAUCAUCCCAGAGUCGACUCUCCUUAAAGCAGACAGCCUUUCUCACAUCAUGCCUUCCCUGCAGCGGCCUCUAAACUAUACCCAGGUGCCGAAGAUCGCAGUGCCCCUCAACACAACCAAAUACAAUCCCACGCUGGACGACAACCUGACGCUGAUCUCGUCCUUUAACAAGUUCCCCUACCCAACACAGGCUGAGCUCUCAUGGCUCACGGCAGCAUCAAAACAUCCAGAGGAGCAAAUCAAAGUGUGGUUCACCACACAGAGGCUCAAACAGGGUAUCAGCUGGUCACCUGAGGAGGUGGAAGAAGCCAGGAAAAAAAUGUUCAACGGUACAAUAUCCUCCGUUCCUCAGACUUUCACCGUGGUUGCUCCUCAGCUCAACUCCCAAUCAUCCACCAACCAGUCCACCUCCAGCACAUCCUCCAAAGCCAUGCAGCCAGCAGCCUCUGUCCUGCAGUCCCUGCCCUGCCAGCUCCUGGGACAGACCAGCCUUGUGCUGACUCCUGUAGCCAAUGGCUCUACUGUCACGUGUGCACCACUGGCACUCACAGUGGCUAACCAGGUGGCGCAGUCGCUCAAACGACCCUUAGCCUCUCCUGCGAUUGCUACAGAGAGUAAGCGACCCUCCAUCAUUCAGACCAUCUCUGCCCCCAUGGCCACAUCCAAGCUGGUAUCACCUAAAGUGCUGAGUUUCACAGUUGACCCCAAUAAAACAGCAGAGCAGUUGUCAGUGCUGAGGUCCAGCUACACACAGUGCCCUUUCCCUGAGGAAGAUGAGAUCUACAGGCUGAUUGAGACCACUGGGCUAUCCAGAGGAGAGAUAAAGAAGUGGUUCAGUGAGCAAAGACUCCUCAAUCUCAAAGGUGUUCCUCCCCCACCUGUGCUGGUCAAAGCAGAGGUAACACCACUUCUUAAAGAUGGCCCUGUAAAGAAGGCGGUCCCCAGCCAGUUUCCACUGCUGGAGAGGGUGAAGGGGAAGUCAUCGGAGCAGCUGAAGGCGUUGGAGGAGAGUUUCCAGAGAAGCAGCUCUCCAACACAGGCAGAGCUAGGCCAGCUGGCCCAGGAGACCAGACUGUCCAAGACAGAGGUGGACUGCUGGUUUUCAGAGCGCAGGGCACUGAGGGACAACAUGGAGAAAGCUUUACUCACCAUGACUUCGAAGAACACGGAGGACAGAAUAGAGCGGCGGGGUGCGCUGCUUAAUGGGGCUUCUCAUCGAGAGCAGGAUGGGAAACCCCUCCGCUCUUCUCCUCACCCACCUGUCCUCUCCUCCUCCUCCUCGUCCUCCCCUCCUGUGCUUGCAGCUUCCUCCCCGCGGCCUCCAACCCAUUCCUCUUCGGCAUCUCCUCCCAUCCUCACAUCAUCCUGCUCCUCUUCUCCCCAUCCUCCCAUUCUGUCAGCCUCCACAAGUCCAGCUCCCAUCAGCAGCCGCUCGCUCACACUGCUCAGGGAGAUGUUUUGCCGGACCCAGUGGCCAUCUCCGGAGGAGUACAGUCAGCUGGAGACCCAAACAAGUCUUGGACGCACUGACAUUGUCCGGUGGUUCAAGGACCACCGCUCUUCACUGAAAAACGGUGAAACCCUCGACUGGAUGGAAGGUUUCCAAAGCCUUGCAGAGAAGCAGAAAGCAGGCCAGGAACAGAACAGUCAGAGUUCUGAGAAAAACGAGUGUGUUUCCUUGGAAGUCAAGGCUGUGAAAGUGGACGAGGAUGUUGAGAAAGUAGUGGCUACAGAGCACUCCAAACUGUCAGACCAAGACAAAGACCAGCGGCUGACAGACAGACUAGCUGAUGGUGUGACGGAUGUGAGUCGAACCAAGCAGGACCAGAACAGCUCAAAUGCCACUGAAAAAGGAAGGUGGGUAAAGGUGACUGGGGCUGUGGGGGAGGACGGUGAAGGAGAGGAAAGACAAAGGCUGGCAACAGACGUGGACAUUCUGACCUUGGAGCAACCGGGGAGGGUUACUGGUUGAUGUAAAUCACUGACUGCUGAGUCACCGGCCACCAUGAGUCGACUCACGAUGACCAAACAUGGAACCAGUGAUGUCAUCGUCUGCCUGUGAUGUCAUAACAACACACUGGGGACUGUGGAGUUGCACCAUUAAAGCGCUUGAUGGAAGCGUAGACCCUGACAUUUAGAGGAGUGCCAAAGCUGGACUCGAUGCAUUGCUCUUACUACUAAAAUUCUCUUUUUUUUUUUUUUUUUUUUUAAAAGGAAACAGCCCUGUAAAUAUUUUCUGUAUUACUAGAGUUUGUACAGUUUUCCUGAGAACGGGCGAGUUUUGUUACAUUUUUUUAAGAAAAAGGCUGACUGUCGCCCCCCCCAAAAAAACCUGGAAUGUUCAGUUUUGUUUUGUUGGUCUUUAAAAUCACACUGUAUUAUAGUUAUUUGCUGAAAAUCAGUCUUUUUUUUUUUUUUUUUUUGAAAAUUACUACUCAUUAUGAGUAGACUUUGAUGGCACUUGCAUAUAUCCAUGUGGUAGUGAUAGAUAUUGUCAUGGCCGCCUCAUUGGAAACUGUUAACUUUUGCUUGUCUCCUGCACCUUAACUUGCCCUCUGUAGGAUUACAGCAGAGAUGGAAAACGCUUAGACGUACGAGAGAGAAAGUAGACGGAGUGAUGGUGUUUUUGGGCGAACUGAACACAGCCACAGCGUCACUGCUGAGAGACCAGAGAAUGAGCACAAACAGCCAGACCAAGACUAACAGCGUUAGGGUGGAUGCAUGAACACAUUGUACAUCCUAAACUCUGUUAUCUUUUCUCGCUCCUGCAUCAGAACCUGAGGCAUGUUCAGGACUCUGAAACAGUACAGAAUGUUCACUUUUCCCGAUUAACUCCACCGAGCGGAGAGCGGAGUGUCUGUUCGAUCGCACCGUGCUGCCUUUUCAGCUCUCUUAUCAGACCUUUCCCGUCGGCCUCAGAAGUGGGCUGAGCACAGCCUGGCUGAGGAUUUCAGCUUACAAAGUCCACUGUUCUGAAAACUUGAAAUAUUCUUGACUGAAAAAUGUCAAAAGCAUAUUUUUUUUGAAAACGUUUCACGCAUGACACGAAAUAAUCAAAGCUCGUUUUAUUUGAGCCGUUUCGGAAAUCCACUCUGCGCAGCUGUGAUCUGUGAGAGCACCGCGCUCUGAAGGCCUUUUGCGGCUUGACGUAGGUUCUUCUGAUCAAAGCGGGAUCAGGUCCAGCUGAUUUCUGUACAGACAUUUGGAAUGUCACAGCAGCCAAAGCUGUCAUCAAAUACUUGCAUGUACUUCAGUGGUUUUCUUUUUACAUUUUUUUUUUAACUCAUUUUCAAGAAUGAUUUAAAGGGAUAAAUAUUUAAUAAUAAAUAUUAAAUAUUUGUGCAGUCAAAGUUAAGUUGAGCUGUCAUUUUAACCCUCAGUUUAACAGCAGGUGUAUGGCUGUGUGCUGGCUGAAUGUUGCUGCUGCUACUGCUGCUUUAGUUUCACCUUCAGACAUGUAUCUGGGAUACUGUAAUCUUUAAACAAUUUUUUUUUUUUUUUUUUUGCUAGUA
Molecule: messenger RNA, 5024 nt
Organism: Archocentrus centrarchus (flier cichlid)
Lineage: Eukaryota; Metazoa; Chordata; Actinopteri; Cichliformes; Cichlidae
Gene: zhx2a
Product: zinc fingers and homeoboxes 2a
Exons: 13
Coding region: 782-3484 (900 amino acids)
Biological process (GO): regulation of transcription by RNA polymerase II
Cellular component (GO): nucleus
Molecular function (GO): DNA binding; DNA-binding transcription factor activity, RNA polymerase II-specific
Source: RefSeq, a predicted model, not a curated record